This is a messenger RNA of Alosa sapidissima (American shad), 3876 nucleotides long. RefSeq names its product KN motif and ankyrin repeat domain-containing protein 3-like. The record is from RefSeq and is a predicted model, not a curated record. Gene Ontology annotation, cellular component: cytoskeleton; cytoplasm. The transcript has 10 exons. NCBI's taxonomy places the organism in Eukaryota, Metazoa, Chordata, Actinopteri, Clupeiformes, Clupeidae. The coding region runs from base 231 to 2840 and encodes 869 amino acids. Gene Ontology annotation, biological process: negative regulation of actin filament polymerization. Gene Ontology annotation, molecular function: protein binding.
GAAGAAUUUCUAACUCGCGUUUUCUUGAGCAGCGGCUGCCUCCCACUUCAACUGGUGUCAAGCUGCUGUCCCUGUCUCAGAGUGAGACAGAGGGAGGAAAAAAGGCUCAACAGGACCACAGCCAGAGACAGGCGUAUGCUAACAGGAAAGGAGGAGAAGCCAUGCCAAACUUGAGGUAUUUAAGGCUGUAAGUACUCUCCAAGGAGCAACUGAACAGAAGCCUGCAAAUAAUGGAAAAACAGACAGUAAAUGGCAUAUCUCCAAACAUGAAUGGGAAUUGGAAAAGGCCACCCUCCUACUCAGUGGAGACACCAUAUGGCUUUCACCUGGACCUGGACUUCCUGAAGUAUGUGGACGACAUUGAGAAGGGGAACACCCUCAAGCGGGUCCCCAUGCAGAGGAGGACCAGGCCCGCCAGCGCCAGUGCCCACCACAACCACAGCCUCCCGGGCCACGGACGCACCCAUGGCCCCACUCAGUGGAGCUCCAUCGGCUCCCUCUGGCCCAAGCCCCGCGGUGCGGACGGCCAGCACACGUACGACGGAGUCCUGUCCGGCUAUCCCAGACAUCCAGGCGCCCCUUGCACAUCGCCGACCAGUGCUCACAUGGAGGAGAGCAUCCGGGCGUUUGACGAGCAGCCACUGGGGUGCUACGUGAGGCCCAAUCUGCUGCGGGCCUCCAGCCUGCCGGCCACUGUCCUGCAGCGCAAGCGCUCCGAGUCCAACGACGACCCGACCAGUCCCCGGGGCUCCAGGGGCCACCUGCUGCUGCAGGAGGACGACGGCUCCUCCGAGGACGUGUUUGUCGACUCAGGCAGGAUGUCGGCGCCGGUCGGCGGGGCAGGGGCGGGGACUCUGCAGAGGCUCACGGCGGCCCUGCGGCGGGUCGGGGAGCUGGAGGAGGAGACCCGGGUGGUCCCAGAGCUCAGGGCCCAGAUCUGCAUCCUGCAGGAGGAGAAGGAGAGGCUCCUCACCAGGCUCUCCUCGGACCCGGAGAGCAGCCCGGAAGCGCCGAACUCCGGUCCGAAGGCAAACGGCCGACUGCGGGCUUCACGGGCAGGCGGCAAGGCCGACUGGGGCAACGGGCACAGUUCGGGACGCGGCUCGAGCAGUCUGGAGGAUCAAGAGGAGGACUGGAUGAGCCGGGAACUGCAGCGGCUUGAAGAGAAGGUCAAGGCCUCUUCUGUGCAGGUGGAGACUGAGGCCAUGAUGUCAUCCGUCCGAGAUGGCACACUUUCAGGGGCAGGUCAGCGGUCAGCUCACUCAGUCCCCAGUAAGGAACGAGCAGAGCACCAGUCUGUGGACGCCCUACAGAAGAGGCUCGCUAGCCUGGAGCAGAGGCUCAGAGAGUCAGAAAAAGAGCUGGAGAUGGCCAAGACCAUGCUGCAGACCCAUGUGGAGGAGGGCAGACUGAAGGACCAGAGAAUAGAAGAGCUCAGGAAGAUGGAGAGAGCCGAGGCCCAGCAGGAUGCUACCAGAAACCUAAACACCACCAUCAGCUCCUCAUGCUCAGUCACCCAGCAAGGAAUGCCCAGUAAAAAGGAUGCCUCUGAAAUCACCCCAAAGGAAUGGAGAGUGGCUGGGGAUGGGGGCAGCAGACAGGAGGGGACGGAACCAGCACACGUAAGUCACCACGUGGGAAGAGUGCGCCAGCUCCUCCAGGAGCAGUGGGAGUGUCUGUGCGCAGGCCAGAGGCCGGCGGAGCCCCUGCCCCCCAGGGUCAGCUCCAUCCAGGAGGAGCUGGUGAGGCUGGUGGACACUCUGGCCUCCAGCGUGGACCCUGGGCAGAGGAGCGGCCCUGGACACCAGCUCACUGAAGCUAAGACCUCUGCUUUGGGAGGCGGGUAUUGUCUGGUUGAAGAGACUAUCAGGAGUGGUGGAGCUAAUCAUAGCAGGCCAUCUGGUUGUGAGGAGAUUGUAAAAGAAGACUCAUCACACCGAGAUGAAACCAACCCACAUAGGAGGACUGAACGAGAACGGGACAUUCAGACACAGCCAGGAUCACAAAGACAGACAACAGGGUCAGCAACACAACAGGAGAGGACAGAGGGAAACUCAGGUGGACACCAGGGGGGAUCGAGAGAAUCGGUGGAAUCAGGAAAUGAAGCAAACAGGGUUGAUGAGGCCUUCAUCGCUGCAUGUCUUUACCUGAGGGACCACAUGGAUGAAAUGGCAAAUCUGAACGAUGACAUGAGGCAGGCCCUGACGGUGGUGUUCCAGCAGUGGUUCCAUGUGACGGCUGAGGAGGACUCGUCUGUCCACACGGUGGCGCUGUACCUGGACAAAGUCAGGGCCGCAGCGCCCUCGCUUCUUCACUUCCUCGUCAACCUGGCAGACGACAACGGCAACACUGCCCUGCACUACAGCGUGUCUCACUCGAACUUCGCCAUCGUUCAGACCUUACUGAGCACAGGUGUUUGUGACGUGGACGUGCGGAACAAGGCCGGCUACACCUCCAUCAUGCUGGCCUCCCUCACUGCUGCAGACUCCGCUCUGGACCUGGAGGUGGUGCGCCAGCUCCUACGGAGUGGAGACGUCAGUGUCCGCGCUGGCCAGGCGGGGCAGACUGCCCUGCACCUGGCUGCAAGGCACGGGCGCCGGCUAAUCGUGCCGCUCCUUCUGGCCGCGGGCGCCGAUGCCAACGCCCAGGACCGCAGCGGCAGCACUGCCCUCAUGCUGACCUGUGAGCGGGGACAUGGCGACCUCGUCGCUUUCCUUCUGGAGCAGGCCAACUGCGAUCUGACCCUCACUGAUAGGGAGGGACGCUGCGCUCUGUCAAUAGCUCUCCAGGCGUCCUUUACCAACAUUGCUGACCUUCUGAAAGCCCACAUGGCCUCUUAAGGCGUUGCUGAGACUCAAGCCAGAUCACUCACCAAGAAGACUCUCUCUCUCGCUGACUCAGAUAGCAAACACUGUUAAAAAAAGAUUAGCACAUUCAAUAUGACCCAGUCAAGUCAUCUUAUUGCUUUGACUUGCUUUGUUAUGUCAACGUGUAGGGUCAAGUAUAUACUACACAUAACCUUGAUACUACACAUAAACUUGACACUACAUGUUCAAAUAACUGAACUCAGUCAAAGCAAUAACAUGACCUGACUUGGGUUAUAUUACCUGUGUUAAUGUUUUUCUACUAACACAUACACACACACACACACACAUAGUCUCUCUCUCUCUCUGGCUCAGAUAGCACUGUCACUGAGAUAAGAAUCUCAACAGCAGACAUAACUGUAAAGAGGAGAUAGCGGCUAAGUGUUUGAAUGAACACUUUGCAAAAACAUACAAGCAAUACCAAACAUUUUGUAAGUAGGUGCAAACACAUUCUAAAGUCUAAAGGAGCAUAAGCAGAGACUGGGAACUGUUCCUUUUAUCAGUGGCCACAUGACAGAAUGUCAGAUAUUGAUGAAAAUACUCUGAAGACCACAGACAGUACAUCAAUAACAUCUCGGACAUCAUGCAAAUAUUCUCUCUCUCACACACACACACUAGAACAUGCAAUAAGAAAGAGUGGUAGAGAUAGAGACAUCAGUCAGUCAGGAGUGGGAACAAAGCCCUGCAGAGUUUUAUGAUUUGACAGUCAAGUUGACUCUGCCAGAUUAUGCUUGGUCCUGUCAGACCUUGUCUGGCUGGAGUAAUGUGUAAAUGUUAAUGUCAGUUACAAUGUAAAUCAUCUACAGUGCCUUAGUCUACAGUUUUAAUAUCCACCAUUUAUCGUUCUCAGCAUUUUUUAGCUAUGAUAUUGCUGUAAUAUUGCCUUUUGCUGAUGCCUGCAACAAGCACUUCAAUAGAAUCGGAAAUGACCACCAUACUACCACGCAAUUUCCCCAGAACUGUUUAUCCAGUACUGUGGCUUCUAUCUUUCAAUAAAUAUUUUUAAUAGCCA